CUCUUUACGAAACAGAAAAUUUUCGUGCUGUUGCCAAGGAUUUUAUAAUCGAUCCGACUCUUUCCGCAUUUGUGCUUUUGCAUUGAAAUUGCAGUAGAUUGCCUUAUUGGUGACCUUUUAAUUCUUUACCAUGCAGAUUUUCGUGAAGACUUUGACGGGCAAAACCAUCACCCUCGAGGUGGAACCUUCGGAUACCAUCGAAAAUGUGAAGACCAAAAUCCAGGACAAAGAGGGAAUUCCUCCGGACCAGCAACGUCUGAUCUUCGCUGGAAAGCAACUGGAGGACGGUCGAACCCUGUCUGACUAUAACAUUCAGAAAGAGUCCACUCUGCAUCUCGUCCUGCGUCUCCGUGGUGGAAUGCAGAUUUUCGUGAAAACCCUCACGGGAAAGACGAUCACCCUGGAAGUGGAGCCAUCUGACACUAUCGAGAAUGUCAAGGCGAAAAUCCAGGACAAGGAGGGAAUUCCCCCUGAUCAGCAGCGUCUGAUUUUUGCUGGUAAACAACUGGAGGAUGGUCGCACUCUGUCCGAUUACAAUAUCCAAAAAGAAUCAACGCUCCACUUGGUGCUCCGUCUGCGAGGUGGUAUGCAGAUUUUCGUCAAAACCCUCACAGGAAAGACCAUUACCCUUGAAGUGGAACCCUCAGACACCAUUGAAAAUGUGAAAGCCAAGAUUCAGGACAAGGAAGGAAUUCCUCCUGAUCAGCAGCGUCUGAUCUUCGCUGGUAAGCAGUUGGAGGACGGCCGCACUCUGUCUGACUACAACAUUCAAAAAGAGUCCACUCUGCAUCUCGUCCUUCGCCUCCGCGGUGGAAUGCAAAUCUUCGUGAAAACGCUGACGGGUAAGACUAUCACCUUGGAAGUGGAACCGUCGGACACCAUCGAGAAUGUGAAAGCGAAAAUUCAGGACAAGGAGGGAAUUCCUCCCGAUCAACAGCGCCUGAUUUUCGCCGGAAAACAGCUGGAAGACGGUCGUACUCUGUCGGAUUACAAUAUCCAAAAGGAGUCGACGCUCCACCUUGUCCUGCGUCUGCGUGGAGGAAUGCAGAUCUUUGUCAAGACGCUGACUGGAAAGACAAUCACCCUGGAAGUAGAACCUUCGGACACUAUUGAGAACGUGAAGGCAAAGAUUCAGGACAAGGAAGGAAUUCCUCCCGAUCAGCAGCGUCUGAUUUUCGCUGGCAAGCAACUGGAAGAUGGCCGAACCCUUUCUGACUAUAACAUUCAGAAGGAGUCCACCCUUCACUUGGUCCUUCGUCUGCGUGGAGGUUAACUAUUGCGCAUCUGAUUUCUAAUUUUUGCUUUCUGUUUUAUGAUCUGGAACAUUCGUUUCUUUGAAGUAGUUGGUGUGAUGUUGGCUUUUCUUUGAGCGCUUCAUAUUCCUUGUUGCUGUAUAGCGUAAUCUGAAAAUGUGAAUCGAAAGCCGUGUUGAGCAGGUUGAGGUAAACCUGACUGACCCACAGUACUGUUCAAAAUGAUAGAACUUCAAAUAAAAUACAUACAAUGA
Paramacrobiotus metropolitanus is the source of this 1507-nucleotide messenger RNA. Its product is annotated as polyubiquitin-B. Gene Ontology annotation, biological process: protein ubiquitination; modification-dependent protein catabolic process. The transcript is spliced from 2 exons. Bases 131 to 1273 code for a protein of 380 amino acids. The record is from RefSeq and is a predicted model, not a curated record. Gene Ontology annotation, cellular component: cytoplasm; nucleus. Gene Ontology annotation, molecular function: protein tag activity; ubiquitin protein ligase binding. Lineage: Eukaryota; Metazoa; Tardigrada; Eutardigrada; Parachela; Macrobiotidae.